Messenger RNA from Pygocentrus nattereri (red-bellied piranha), 1693 nucleotides. RefSeq names its product centrosomal protein 19 (gene cep19). Gene Ontology annotation, cellular component: ciliary basal body; centriole; centrosome. The transcript is spliced from 3 exons. The coding region runs from base 369 to 860 and encodes 163 amino acids. Lineage: Eukaryota; Metazoa; Chordata; Actinopteri; Characiformes; Serrasalmidae. The record is from RefSeq and is a predicted model, not a curated record. Gene Ontology annotation, biological process: microtubule anchoring at centrosome; trans-Golgi to periciliary membrane compartment transport.
AAAGCAAAAGAUUUUACAGGUUUAAGUACUAGAAGGAGUUGCCUGACUACCGACAGCGAUAACUAGUGAUCUAGAUUAAGCAGGUUUUCUUUUGAAUGGGCUUUUUUUCAGCUUUCAGUUUAGGUUCGGUUACAUUUUCACAGGGCUUCUUUAAAAAAUCCACAUUUUCUUCAACAUUUCAGCAUAAUUAAAUGGCUGGGGUGUAAACAAAGUCAUUCAAGUGGGUUUGGUGUGAAAUGCUCCGUCCUAGAGAAACGUACCGAGUCAGAAUUGUUCACAGUGGCGGUGAUGGGAACCAGACGUCUGAAGAGUUGAAUGUCUUUAAAAGCUCCUCACAGAACGUCAUUCUGUGAAAUGGUGAGUGAUACAUGAUGUCUAUAAAGGCAAAGCAGUGUGGGAUUAAGUUUAAUCCUCCUUCAGUUAUCCUCAUAUAUGAAAAUGGAGAUGGAAGAAACGUCCGUAAAAGAGUAAUACCAGUGAGAAACUUCUCUCAGUAUUCAGACUGCAGAAGGGCUGCAGAGAGGCUGAAGCACCACGUCCGCCAUAGUCUAUACCUGGAAUCUGUGCCUCUGGCACAGCUGGAGAGAUUACACACGGUUCUCCGUGACCACCUACGGGGUCUCACCGUAGAGGAGAGUCUGGCCGCACAGCGAGGUCCUGACCUACACGAAGAAGACCUCAACAAGCUCAGCGAUGAAGAGCUGAGCCGCAGGAAGGCCCAGAUGGACGUGCUGUUUGAGCGCAACAAGCGCCACAAGGACGAUCCAGACUUUGUGUAUGACCUGGAGGUGGAGUUUCCUGAACACAGUGUACGAGAAACUUGCAGCUGGGAUGAAGACCAAUCAGAUGAAGGGUUUUAGCAGACCAUAGACUUGUUCGUAAGACUUAGAAAAAGGCAGCAUCUGGCCAAUUUAUAUAGACUCCACAUAAACAACAGACUCAUAGUCUUUCGCUCCUUUAGUAAUGUUUUAUGACCUCUCCUAACACACGUGACCAUCAGAAUUGGCAUCCUUGAGUGAGAAAUGACUCCAGACACCUCAUCAGCCCACUGAGAGAUCACUUAAAAUUCUGUGCUAUUUUGAUGUGAUUCCCAAGUUUGACUAACAACAAGCACAAACCUGGAAUCCAGGGCCCGUAUUCAUCAAGCGUGUCAGAGUAAGAACACUCAUCUAAGAUCAGGGCACAUCAAUCCAUAUAGUCUUAUUCAGGGUUAUGUAAAAGGCACGAAGUGAGCCCAUAUGAACAAUCUUACUCAGAGUUUCAAGAAAUAUGGGCCCAGAAGAGAUUUAUAACGCAGAAGAGAGAUGUCCCUUAGCUCUCCUCUUGUUGGGCAGUCUUUUAAGUUUUUACUUUAAGGUGCAUUCCAGCCUAAACUGACAUUUAGUAUGUUAUUUAACAUUAUUUAAUAUUCUGUAGAACAGCUGUGCAUCCUUCAGCCUCAUCAAUUUGACGAAAUUCGCAGUUACGUGUCCUUUAUGUGCUUCAAUUCAUUAAUGUUGAAUUGAAGCACAUGUAGUUUUUUUUUAAGUUCCUCCCACAUUAUAAGGGGUUUUGUCUAUCAUGGUACCACUGUAUACUCUCAGAAAUAAAGGUAUGAAACUGUCACUGGGGUGGGACCCUCAAGGGUCCAUCUCAGUAUCUUCAGUCAGGGAACAUAACUAAACCAUAAUCCACUGAAAUGAUCUGUUCUAAG